AAGAGAGGAGGGGUCAGUUUCCAUGGUGCUAAACAACAAGACUGGCUGCUAGGACUUCGUGCUGGCACUGAGUGAGUCUCUUUCAAACAAGACAUUGUUUUUUGUCAUGGAAUUGACCAAAAUGUCAGACAUGACCAAGCUUCACCAAGCUGUGGCUGCAGGGGAGUACAAUUCAGUGAAAAAGAUUCUGAAGAAAGGUCUCUGUGACCCAAACUACAAGGAUGUGGACUGGAAUGACCGAACCCCACUUCACUGGGCGGCAAUCAAAGGGAAUAUGGAGGUGCUUCAGCUCCUCAUACGAUAUGGAGCCAGACCCUGCCUGGUCACUGAUGUGGGUUGGACCCCAGCUCAUUUUGCAGCUGAGUCAGGCCAUCUGAAUGUGCUCAAAACUCUCCAUGCAUUGCACGCCGCCAUCGACGCCCCCGACUUCUUUGGAGACACACCAAAGAGAAUCGCACAGAUCUACGGGCAGAAAGCCUGUGUGGCAUUCCUGGAGAAGGCCGAGCCCGAGUGCCGUGACCACCGCAGAAUCGCCAGGCAGAAGGGGCUGCCGCUGGACCAGAGGGACCAAGACUGGGAUGCCAAGAAAAGGGAGAUGGAGCUGUCACUACCUUCUUCAAAUCAAAAUACUAAUAAGAAAAAGCAUAAGAAAAGUCGAGGCCCCAUCAGGCUCGGCAAUAACAUAGAGAGGAGAGUGUGAGAACCUAGGCCAAAGGGACUGGAACCUACGUUGUCUGGUGGGAGACUUUCCCUGGCACCAGACUAGAGGUUGUCAGAUGUGGGCUGUCUUUAAAAGAUUUUACUUUUAGACCAUUAUCCAAAUGGCUUCUACUGUUAGCUGAGAACUUGUCAUUCAACCUGGAAGUCUUGCCUUGGUGCUCUGCACACUGACCAUUGUCUCUUGCUAAUACCUACAGCUGUCCACAAGAAUUGCCAACAGGAGACAAUGUCAGCUGCUUGCCUUUUGUCUUCAGUGAUUUGCACUUAUCAGCAUCUCCUGACCCCCACAAGCAAUUACAGAAUUUCAGAAAAACUCUUCCUAAGGAAACUAGAUUGUUUAAAUAUAAAAAAACCCCUCAAAAAUUACUAAAACAC
Phyllostomus discolor (pale spear-nosed bat) is the source of this 1095-nucleotide messenger RNA. RefSeq names its product ankyrin repeat domain 66 (gene ANKRD66). Lineage: Eukaryota; Metazoa; Chordata; Mammalia; Chiroptera; Phyllostomidae. Gene Ontology annotation, molecular function: protein binding. The transcript has 4 exons. The coding region runs from base 107 to 700 and encodes 197 amino acids. The record is from RefSeq and is a predicted model, not a curated record.